UAAAACCCACACAUUUGAGACGCUUCUCUCUCUCCCUCACUACCCACACGCUCGUCCUCGGCCGCCACAGCCUCCAUACCCUUUCCUCUUAAACCCUUUUUCAUACUCUCAACAAUUUCCUGUAUUAUCCGCCGAUUUCAAUCGGUCUUAUUCAUAUACAGGUGAUUGGGAAGUAGAUAUGGCUGGGAAAUCAAGCAGGGGGAGGAACAAGAAAGGUUCGCAGACUGCUGCGAAUGCUGCGCCUUCUGCUGCGAAUGUUGCACCGGUGGUUUCGGCUAAUGGUCAUCCUGAAGAGAGCUUGAAUCCUGUUGGAGAACAGAAGGUGGAUGCUAAUGGGGUCCCGCCUUCGGCUGAGGUACAAGCUACUACACCGGAGGUCAAGGAGGCUGAAAACGCGAGCUCGGAGAGUCAGGUUAAGCAAGGUGACAUUCAUCUUUUCCCUGUUCCCGUCAAAACCCAAUUUGGCGAGAAGCUAGAGUUGCAAUUAAGUCCCAGUGAUUCUGUUAUGGAUGUGAGACAAUUCCUUCUUGAUGCUCCUGAGACGUGCUUUUUUACUUGUUAUGACUUGUUGUUGCACACUAAGGACGGUUCCGCUCAUCAUUUAGAAGAUUACCAUGAAAUUUCUGAGGUUGCUGACAUCACCUCUGGAGGCUGUUCUUUAGAAAUGAUUGCAGCGCUUUAUGAUGAUAGAUCUAUCAGGGCCCACGUUCACCGUACCCGAGAGUUGCUUUCUCUUUCAACACUGCACUCCUCAUUAUCAACAUCACUUGCAUUGCAACAUGAAAUGGGGCAGAAUGCAACUGCAAAUUCAGGAGAUCAAUCCAAAAAAACUGAGGUUUUGGAGCUCGAGAAUCUAGGAUUCAUGGAGGACGUUUCCGGUUCACUUUCAAACUUGUUGUCGUCUCCUUCGAAAGAAAUCAAAUGUGUAGAAACUAUCGUCUUUUCGUCAUUUAACCCUCCUCCAAGCUACAGAAGGCUUGUUGGGGACCUAAUUUAUCUGGAUGUGGUGACACUGGAAGGGAGCAAGUAUUGUAUAACCGGAACCACAACCACGUUUUACGUUAACUCAAGUUCCGGAAAUACCCUUGACCCGAAACCGACCAAGGCUGCUUCUGAAGCGACUACCCUUAUCGGGCUCUUGCAAAAGAUCAGUUCCAAAUUUAAGAAAGCUUUUCGUGAAAUGUUGGAACGAAAGGCAUCCGCUCAUCCGUUUGAAAACAUCCAGUCAUUGUUGCCCCCAAAUUCGUGGCUUGGAUUGCACCCUGUUCCCGAUCAUAGACGUGAUGCAGCAAGAGCGGAAAACUCACUUUCUUUAUCGUUUGGGAGUGAGUUAAUCGGUAUGCAAAGAGACUGGAAUGAGGAACUACAAUCUUGUAGAGAGUUUCCGCAUGCAAGCCCUCAAGAAAGGAUUUUGAGAGAUAGAGCUCUGUAUAAGGUGUCUUCUGAUUUCGUUGAUGCUGCAAUAAGCGGUGCUAUCGGAGUCAUUAGCCGAUGCAUCCCGCCAAUUAAUCCAACUGAUCCAGAAUGCUUUCACAUGUAUGUUCACAACAACAUAUUCUUCAGUUUCGCUGUUGAUGCGGAUCUCGAGCAGUUAUCCAGAAAGCAGUCAUCCGAUUCCUCUGAGAAAACGUUGACCAAGUCAUCUAAAGUCAACGGUGAGAAAUCUAGUGCCGCAACCUCGGAGAAUCAGAACGUCAAUGGUGUGGUGGAAUCGGUUUCUGACGCACCGUCGGAGGUACAGCUGGCAGAGAGUGAACAAGCCACGUAUGCGUCUUCCAACAAUGAUCUGAAAGGCACAAAAGCUUACCAAGAAGCCGAUGUUCCUGGAUUGUAUAAUCUUGCUAUGGCCAUUGUUGACUAUAGAGGUCAUAGAGUAGUAGCACAGAGUGUUCUACCGGGAAUUUUACAAGGUGAUAAAUCGGAUUCACUUCUAUAUGGGUCUGUUGACAACGGAAAGAAGAUUUCCUGGAAUCAAGAUUUCCAUUCCAAGGUAUUGGAAGCUUCGAAACGCCUGCGUGUGAAAGAACACACGGUUCUUGAUGGAUCAGGAAAUGUUUUCCAAAUAGCCGCACCUGUUGAAUGCAAGGGCAUUGUUGGAAGUGAUGAUAGGCACUACCUCUUGGACCUGAUGCGAGUCACUCCUCGUGAUGCAAACUACACUGGACCAAAUUCCAAGUUUUGUAUUCUGAGACCUGAGUUAAUUACUGCCUUUUGCCAGGCUGAAGCAGCAAAGAAUUCAAAAUCCAAACGUGAGCCAGAGGAUGCACCUAAAUCUGUAGAUUCUUCGAAGGAUGAUAAUGUUGAACAAGUAAAUCAAGCGGAGCCUGCCAAAAUACCCGAAACAUCUGAUACUAACCCGAAUGAAUCAGAAGAUAAGACGGUUGUUGAAGAAUCUGGUUCUAAGCCUGCUGACGUGGCAGAUAAAACUGAGGAUAUACGGUUUAACCCUAAUGUGUUUACUGAAUUCAAAUUGGCUGGGACCCCCGAGGAAAUUGCUGCUGAUGAAGAAAGUGUACGGAAAGUGAGUUCGUAUCUGAAAGGCACCGUGCUUCCAAAGUUCAUUCAAGAUCUUUGCACCCUCGAAGUUUCACCAAUGGAUGGUCAAACUCUCACUGAAGCCCUACAUGCACAUGGAAUUAACGUUCGUUAUAUCGGCAAAGUAGCUGACGGUACGAAGAACUUGCCGCAUUUAUGGGAUCUUUGCUCUAACGAGAUUAUUGUUAGAUGUGCCAAACACAUCCUCAAGGACGUGUUGAGAGAUACAGCGGAUCAUGAUAUUGGACACGCAAUUGCUCAUUUCUUUAACUGUCUGUUCGGAGAUUGCCAAACAGCUUCCGGAAAAGGUGUUGGUAAUAACAAUACACAGUCCAAAAAUCAGAAAAAGGAUGUUGUUGCGGGAAAAUCGACAAAGGGGCACUCAAGGUCAAAGGCUGGUGGUGUUGCUACUAAAAAACAAGCGUCUUGCAUGAAUCUCACUUCUGAAAGCUUGUGGUCUAACAUCCUUGAAUUCGCAAAAGUUAAAUACCAGUUUGAAUUGCCAGAGGACGCGAGGUCACGUGUGAAAAAGAUUUCAGUUAUUCGUAACCUUUGCUUGAAGGUGGGAGUAGCCAUAGCUGCCAAAAAGUAUGAUCUUAGUGCCGCAACACCAUUCCAAACAUCGGAUAUAUUAAAUCUUCAACCCGUAGUAAAGCAUUCGAUACCCGUAUGUCAAGAAGCAAAGGAGCUGGUGGAAACCGGAAAGGUCCAGCUGGCAGAGGGAAUGCUUAAUGAAGCGUACACUUUAUUUACCGAAGCGUUUACAAUACUUCAGCAGGUCACUGGUCCAAUGCAUCGUGAAGUCGCUAAUUGCUGCCGUUACCUUGCGAUGGUUCUUUAUCAUGCUGGAGACAUGGCUGCAGCCAUCAUGCAACAGCACAAAGAACUUAUUAUAAACGAACGAUGUCUCGGUCUUGAUCACCCCGACACAGCUCACAGCUACGGAAACAUGGCCCUGUUUUAUCACGGGCUCAACCAAUCAGAGCUCGCGUUAAGACACAUGUCCCGUGCUCUGCUCCUGUUAAGCUUAUCUUCGGGCCCCGAUCAUCCUGACGUUGCUGCAACUUACAUUAACGUUGCAAUGAUGUACCAAGAUAUUGGAAAGAUGAAUACGGCUCUUCGUUAUUUACAAGAAGCGUUAAAAAAGAAUGAGAGGCUUUUGGGUGAAGAACAUAUUCAAACGGCUGUCUGCUAUCAUGCACUUGCUAUUGCGUUUAACUGUGUUGGUGCUUACAAGCUCUCUCAUCAGCAUGAAAAGAAGACGUAUGACAUACUUGUGAAGCAGCUCGGAGAGGAUGAUUCGAGGACUCGAGACUCGGAGAAUUGGAUGAAAACUUUUAAAGUGCGGGAAGCGCAGAUGAAUGCACAAAAGCAGAAAGGACAAGCUGUAAAUGCGGUUUCUGCUCAAGCAGCAAUUGAUCUUCUAAAGGCUCACCCUGAUUUGAUACAAGCAUUCCAAGCGGCAUCUGGUGGAGCUUCAGGUAGCGGCGGCAAUAGUGCUGUUGGUGGUGAAAACUUUGCUCGAGGUGGUAGGGGAGUUGAUGAGAGAUCUGCCCGUGCUGUAGCGGAAGCAAGGAAAAAAGCUGCCGCCAGGGGUCUGUUAAUCCGGCCACACGGUGUUCCUGUUCAGGCUGUACCGCCGCUCACCCAACUUUUCAACAUGAUAAGCUCCGGCAUAACACCAGAAAACGCCGCCAGUGAAGACACCAAUGCUGCUGCAAACCCAGGGGAGGCGGCAAAAGCAGAACAACAAGGUCAAGCACCGGUUGGGUUAGGUGCAGGGUUAGCCGCCUUGGACUCAAAGAAAAAGGAGCAGAAGUAAAGUCGGUUUUUGAUUUGAUUUUCUAACGUUUACUAAAACUAGCUCUCGUGGGCGGGGCUUUUUGUUCCCGGAAGUAUUGAGUUAAUUGUGUUGGGAUUUGAGAGGUUCAUUCUUUUUUUAAUAAUUACUGGCCAUAAAACUAUAGUACGAGGCAUCUAGUGUUUACAGUUGUAAUUUUGGUGGAUGUAAAACUUCACAAGGUUUUUGGAUUGAACAAUGUAUGUUGUGGUUACAA
Helianthus annuus (common sunflower) is the source of this 4592-nucleotide messenger RNA. Its product is annotated as clustered mitochondria protein. Bases 179 to 4357 code for a protein of 1392 amino acids. Gene Ontology annotation, cellular component: cytoplasm. Gene Ontology annotation, biological process: organelle organization. The record is from RefSeq and is a predicted model, not a curated record. Gene Ontology annotation, molecular function: protein binding. The transcript is spliced from 29 exons. NCBI's taxonomy places the organism in Eukaryota, Viridiplantae, Streptophyta, Magnoliopsida, Asterales, Asteraceae.